CAAUCCUCACACUGACAAACGUCCUCCUCUAGACAUUUCUCUCUAAAGCUCUCAUCAUUAGAACUCACAUUUCGAAAGAAUGAUGAAAAUUAAUAUGAUCAAUCUAGUAAUUCCAUUAGUCCCUCUUUUUAUUAUUGCACUAAUAAAGGGGUCAUGGCCAAUUGUCUCUCCUUGCUUGCUCUCACUUCUCUGCCUCUUCCUUCCACUGAUUCGCUUCUGGUUAGUUCCAGGCGGCCUUGCAUGGAGGAACUACCGCAGCACCGGCCCCACGAAACUCAAGGGCCCGAUGGGGUGGCCCAUACUGGGCUCUAUACCCUCAAUGGGCUCACUUGCCCACCGUAAGUUGGCCGCUAUGGCGUCUUCAUUGGGUGCAAAGCCUGCGAUGGCCCUCAGCCUGGGGCUGACACCGGUGAUCAUCAGUAGCGACCCCGAGACCGCCAGGGAGAUACUCUGCAGCCCUUCUUUCUCGGACCGUCCCGUCAAGGCCUCCGCUCAUCUCCUGAUGUUCGAGCGGGCGAUCGGCUUUGCCCCUUCUGGCACCUACUGGCGCCACCUCCGCAGGAUCGCUGCGAGCCACAUGUUCUCCCCCAGGAGGAUCAGCGGCCUAGAAGGGCUCCGGGGGAGGGUCGCUGACGAGAUGGUGAAGGAAGUGAGCAGGGAAAUGGGAGGUCGAGGAUUCGUCGAACUGAGAGGGACACUGCAGAAGGGAUCGCUGAGCAACGUGCUGGAGAGUGUGUUUGGGAGUGAGAGUGUGGAGUUAUUGGGAAGGGAGGAGUUGGGAGUUUUGGUGAGGGAAGGGUAUGAGCUGAUGGCUAAAUUCAACUGGGAAGACCAUUUCCCCCUGAGGCUGUUGGACUUCAAUGGAGUGAAGAGACGGUGUCAUGAGUUGGCUCUUAAGGUUAGACAUGUCUUGGGGAAGGUCGUGGAAGACAGGAAGAAGGCAAGAGUUGGGCUAGGGUUUGGUAACGGCAAUGAUUUCCUCAGUGCUUUGCUCUCUUUGCCAGAGGAAGAUCAGCUGAAUGAUUCGGACACAGUGGCCGUUUUGUGGGAGAUGAUAUUUCGAGGAACGGACACGGUGGCAAUACUUCUCGAAUGGAUAAUGGCCCGGAUGGUCCUUCAUCCGCACGUGCAAGCAAAGGCCCAGCAAGAGAUCGACACGCUCGUGGGAAGUGGCCGACACGUGCAAGACUCCGACAUCCCUAACCUCCCUUACCUCCAGUCCAUCGUCAAGGAAGCCCUGAGGCUGCACCCUCCUGGCCCACUCCUCUCAUGGGCUCGUCUCGCCAUCCGCGACGUCCACGUGGGCAAGCUCCUCGUCCCUGCUGGCACGACCGCGAUGGUCAAUAUGUGGGCCAUAACCCAUGACCCGUCCUUGUGGAAAGACCCGUGGGCUUUCAAUCCAGAUCGGUUCCUCGAAGAGGACGUGUCCGUGAUGGGCUCUGACUUGAGGCUCGCUCCUUUUGGGGCGGGCAGGAGGGUGUGCCCGGGAAGAGCGAUGGGCCUCGCCACCGUGCACCUGUGGCUUGCUCGGCUUCUCCACCAGUUCAAGUGGCUUCCAGCCCAUCCAGUCGAUCUAUCAGAAUGCCUGAGGCUGUCUCUUGAAAUGAAAAAGGCUCUAUCUUGUUAUGCCGUUCGCCGGUAUGACAUUCCCCUCCCGACAUGAGUGUUCUUUACAAGAGGCGAGUUGCAGGGUCGUGAUAGUUUUAUCGCGUCAAUCGUGCCGCAUAACACGCUCCUGCAAAAAUCUGUAAAUUACUACUUUCAUAAUCAUAACCUCCAACGAGAAAUGGUCGGAGGUAGAGUUAUUAUUCCUCGUGUAUCUUUGUCUUGACAAAGUAUCAUAUGCUCGGAGGAUUCUAUAUUAUAUAUGUAGAAUAAUUGUAUCAACCAUCUAUCAGGGAAAAAAAAAAGAGAAAAAAGAGAGAGAAUAAUUGUAUCAA
Punica granatum (pomegranate) is the source of this 1940-nucleotide messenger RNA. The record is from RefSeq and is a predicted model, not a curated record. NCBI's taxonomy places the organism in Eukaryota, Viridiplantae, Streptophyta, Magnoliopsida, Myrtales, Lythraceae.